Paramacrobiotus metropolitanus is the source of this 2498-nucleotide messenger RNA. RefSeq lists its product as uncharacterized. The record is from RefSeq and is a predicted model, not a curated record. Bases 227 to 1525 code for a protein of 432 amino acids. The transcript is spliced from 4 exons. Lineage: Eukaryota; Metazoa; Tardigrada; Eutardigrada; Parachela; Macrobiotidae.
CUUGGCAUUCCCACCUGUGUCAUAGGAUGAUGUUUAUGUUGUGAUUUAUAUAUUUAUGAGCCAUUAAUAUUGAUAUUUACGUCUUCCCAGUGCGUUUUCCCUAUUUCCGACUUCAGAAGGAAGUACUGUACUCCAGUUACUACUGCCUCCCUUUUCGGCAGUUCGCGCAGGUGGAUGAAGAAGAGCUUCCUGAUCCUAUUUCAACCUCCGAUUUAUUUUCAAAAAAAUGAGCGAAUUACGGCUGGGAGUGGAAAUCGGAUUCAAGAAGAUCUCGCUUGCGCUGUACGAAAACGGUGUGCCGCGCGUAAUCUUCAGCUUCCCAUCCAGCGCAGCCUGCAGUAUUGAUCGCAGCGAAUGGCAUUUUGGGAUGAACGCGGGCAGCUUCUUAGCAGACACGCACUACCAACACGUCCCAUCGGUGAAGCACGCGCUGCUAUCUCACAACGACGGUCGGAAGAAUCCGCUGGUACCCCUGUUGCUGGAACAGCUCUUCGCUCACAUCAAGAUGAUCGGGGAGAACAAAUUGAAGCAGUGUCUCCAAGGCGUUGUUGUCGUUUUGCCGCAAUGUCUGAACUGCAGUCCAGUCAACCGUCAAAUGGUGAUGGACGCCUGGCAGAAGAACGGCAUCAUGGAUGUCCUGUGCAUCUCCGACGUAUCGGCCAUUCUGCUGGCCUACACCGUGCAGACACUGGACCGGCGGUCCAUCAUCACCAAAGCAUCCGAACCGUUUUAUCUGUUGGUGUGCAAUGCAGAUUCCGAGCGUUGCCGGGUGGACUUCUUCGUGGUGAUCAGCAACAACUACGUAAUUAAAAUCCACAAUAACUGUGUGCUGUGGGGUUGUUUCGCCGAUCUACGGCGGCGCGUUGUCGCCGCGAUAUAUGAGCGGCUGUUGAGUGCGGGGAUGCCGGAAGUGAAUCAGCGGGCGCAGCUGGAGGAGGAGUGCUGGAGCCAGAUGGCGGUGUUUGACGAUUCCCUAACCGACAAGGUGACCAUUCGCGCCCCGUUUCACCAGUAUGCUGUGACGUGCACACGGGGCAUGUACCACGCGGUGGCGGCGCCAGUCAUCGACGCCAUCCGACAGCGUGUCGUUUCGGAGUUGGGGCGAUUCGGGAUAAUGGACGCGAACACCGGGAACAUCAACGGGAAAGUGGAGCUGCUAUUGGUGGGCGAGAAUUCCCGGCUGGGGCUAUUGCGGACCGCGUUGGAGAGUGCCACGAAGAGUCAGGUGAUUGCCGGGGCGGAGAGUUAUGGUGACGAUGCGGAGGCGUUUGGCGCGGCGAUUGCCAGCAGUCUGGCAGGAAACAGAGAGAACACCUUGAUAAACCAUCUGCUCGUCAAUCUGCGUGAGGGAAUCGCAUUCGAUAUGGAAAAGAUACUGACGGCGCUGCCGCUGCCCCACGCGGACAAUGACCUGGCGCAGUCGGAGUGGAAUAGGUUCAUUGGCCGCCUUCAUGAUGUUUCCCUGACCGGCGACUUAUACAUGCGUUACCGGGAAAUCCAGUUAUCAUCCCCGGCUUUCGCUUGACAUUGUCCUCUCCAAAAUUAGGAAGCGGCAAAGCGCAUUGCAUUAGCCUGGAAUGCACUGUUGACGGUCAAUCAGUGACGUUCAUGGCUUCAUGCGGAUGUUGCUGGGGAAAGAUGUGCGGAUUUCGUUGUAUAAGGAGCGCGACCGGGACUGCAUCUUGCUUCAGGCUUUGUUCACGUAUCGAGAAAGCGCUGGCUGGAGCACUCUUCGAUUUUUUCCGGACGAUGCUGACGCUUACAAACUGGAGCCAUUUUUGAAGGAGUACGACAUGCGAAAUCGAGAGAAUCAGACGCUGAACGCGUUCCCUUCUGCACCUGACGCGGACAAACCACUUCCUAAGCUAGCGUGGCAAUCAUCGUCCUCGUUUGUUGCCCUUGUUUCGGACCUGUUGCCUAUUAAGCAUGCUCUAAGAAUGCUGAAAAUCCCGCCUCAUCCCAGCAUUGUAACCGUCCAUCAGUGUUCCCAGCAUGGUCUCGUUAUCGUGGUCCAGCAGUGCCAGGUAGUGACCGGUAGUAUGCAAGUGAAGAGAAGCAAUUUUUCCAUCGAACAGCCGCAUAAGAUCCGCCCAGCUUUGAGGAGUGAUUCAGUCAGAAUUGAAGUGACUCCACACGCGUAUGUUCGCGUCAGCGUUCCCGAUGAAGACGCCUACUACAAAUUUCUUUUAAUGGUUCUAUUUUUUGGACGUGGUGGAGCAAGCUGUGGCCAGUAGAUGAAUGAAAAGCCGGUAAAAUGUCAUUAUGUCAUAUUUAACAAAUACUCUAACAAAGUGCAGCGCUGUGUCUUAUAUUUCGAAGGUUGUUAAAUUGCUUGCUAACACUGUAACACGCUAGCCGUAAGGUCGCCAUUUUGGAUCAUCUUCUUCCGUCCUUUCGGCAUGCAGUUACGCAGUUUAACGAAAUUUUUCUGCCAUAAUUUAGCGUGUUAUUUUUUGUAUUUCUGUUGCGUUUUUGAUUUGACCAGUAAAGUGCGACAA